Messenger RNA from Hyaena hyaena (striped hyena), 769 nucleotides. RefSeq names its product A-kinase anchoring protein 14 (gene AKAP14). The transcript has 6 exons. NCBI's taxonomy places the organism in Eukaryota, Metazoa, Chordata, Mammalia, Carnivora, Hyaenidae. Gene Ontology annotation, molecular function: protein kinase A regulatory subunit binding. The coding region runs from base 124 to 690 and encodes 188 amino acids. The record is from RefSeq and is a predicted model, not a curated record. Gene Ontology annotation, cellular component: cAMP-dependent protein kinase complex.
UGGCAGCACCUAUAAACAUUCUGCCCGAGGGAACCAGGGGAAAAGCGGCUGGGAGUCUCUUUCUGAGGCUUCCUUGGCCAGUAACUGUUCCAAACAAGGAUCUGGUCACUCAGGCAAGAGAAAAUGGUUGGGACUAAAAGAGUCAGAAUCCAGGACAAAACGGGUAUGAUUGAAAGUCCUGGAAGCCAGAAGGCGGACACAGAAGACACCAGUAACGUGAACAAACUGGCUCUAGAGAUAGUUCGGAGCGCCAUCGCCGCUGCAGUGAAGUGCGUGGAAGAGACUGAAUACACCGUCAAGAACAUUAAAUGGAUCACACACGGUGAAUUCACAGCAGAAAAAGGCCGCAGGCAAAUUGAGAAGUUUGUUUCGACUUGGGAGUAUCAAGACCGCUGGGUGCACUACACACAGUUUAUAGAGAGGAGAGACGUGGUUCACAGCUACUACUACAUCUACUGCGUGCGCUGGAGUGUUCCAACCGCCGUGAGACCCAUGCCACAAGUCUCCGCCUCUGCCUACUUCACCAUCAAGAUCACCAAAAACAAACCUCCAGAUAUGCCCAUUGAGGUCUCUUAUAUCUUUGAGGGCCAUUCGUUAGUUCACAGACCAGGAAUGACUCGCUUUCGAGAAAAAUGGCUGAGGGACAUUACUGAGGCCAAAAAUAUUUUAAUGGAGUCAAUUGCCUUCUAAUUCAAUGGUGUCUCAUUCCUACAGAAUGCUUUAGGAUUGGAUUUCUAAUCACAAUGUGUUAAAAAUACGAUACUGCACA